Megalopta genalis is the source of this 3772-nucleotide messenger RNA. NCBI's taxonomy places the organism in Eukaryota, Metazoa, Arthropoda, Insecta, Hymenoptera, Halictidae. The record is from RefSeq and is a predicted model, not a curated record.
UUAAAAUGUAUGACAUGUGUAACUUCGUUUAAGUUUAUUAAAUUUAUCGAUUUGUCGUUUACUAUUUUCUGACUAAUAUUAACAAUCAGCAGAGUUGUAAACAGUAACUUGGAAAUGAAAAGUGUUACUAAUCAUUGCAAAUCUGCCGUCACGAAGUAUACUAAAGUCACUGGAUGGAAACAUAUUACGAAGAAAAUUUUUCGAGAUGGGAAGUGGCAUAAGGUGGAAGAAAGUCCAAAAAACCUAACCUCUCGGACAAGUGCCUACAAAGAAGAAAAUAACAACAAAAAUGUGGAAGUUCUGGAUGACAACAUAAGAAUCAAUGCGAUUAAUAUGCAAAUGCUUUCAAAACCGUUACAUGAACAAAUAUUUAAGAAUUUUUCUACGCAAGAAAUAUCCACUGAUGAAAAGAAUUCUAUAAAAAAUGAUUUAAAUUCGUAUGGAAUAAAAACUGAAGAUGCAACUAGAUAUCCAAAUGUAAAUCUUAAAUUACCUCCUUUGGAAGGUAAUGAUAUAGAGCAACAUUUUUAUAAUAUUGGUGAAGCCCAAGUUAAACCUUAUUUAGCAAUUAUUAAAGAUAUUAUGAAAGAUAUUCCUAAAAUGCCAGAUCGAUGGAUAUUGAAAGAAGGCUGGGUCAGGUAUACAGUUAAUGGAGCAGAAUCUGUAGACUAUCCAUUAGAGGAUGGUAUGAUUUUUGAUACAGAAGUUUGUAUGAAAGAAGGCCCUCUACCAAUAAUUGCCACUGCGGUAACUAAUAAAGCAUGGUACGGAUGGGUAUCAAAGUCUUUAAUGGAUGGUGUAAGUACACAGUUCAAGGGGCAGCAGUUCACUAUGGACCAAUUGAUACCAAUAGAAAGCAAAUCCACAGAACUCGGAGAGAGAUUAAAUAGCUACCACAAGAAACCAAAAAUUUUAGUAGGUCAUAAUGUAUCGUUUGAUAGGAGCAAGAUCAAAGAACAGUUUUGGCUAAAUUCCACAGGAUUAAGAUUUGUUGACACGAUGUCGCUACAUAUAUCUGUUGGUGGAGUUAGUAGCUACCAAAGAGGAAUUUUAAAUGGGGCGAGAAACACCAGUGAGAAGUUGAAUUUGAAGAUGCAAACCUGUUUAAACAGCCUAGCAGAGGUCCAUAAAUUUUACUGCGGAUAUGAAAUAGAUAAGGAGAUCAGAAAAGUAUUUAUGGAAGGGACUCUGAGGGAUGUAAAAACAGAUUUCAAUUCUUUGAUGACCUAUUGUGCAAAUGAUGUGCUUGCGACACAUAACGUGUUACGGAUUUUAUUUCCUAUUUUCCAGGAAAGAUUUCCCCAUCCUGUUACUUUGGCAGGAAUGCUGGAGCUUGGAACAGCAUACUUGCCCACAAAUUCAAAUUGGCAGAAAUACAUAGAUGAGUCAGAGUCAACAUUCGAAGACUUAAAUUAUGAAACUAAAUUUAUUUUGGCUCAGAGAGCCAAUGCUGUGUGUCAUCUUAUGCAUAAUGAAAAGUAUAAAGAAGAUCUAUGGAUGUGGGACGAAGACUGGAGCACUAAUAAGAUGAAAUUAAAAUCUUCUGCAGCGUACGAAAAACUCAAAAAGAAGUAUGUACCACCGACUACAGAAAACGAAAAGACUGAUGCACAGAAGUAUCUCACAGACGACGAAGACGAGGAGGAUCCUUUAGAGAAGGAGUUUGGCUAUUUAAAAGAAACAAGAAAGCUUCUAUCUGCUAGGCUGCCACAUAUGCCAGGCUAUCCAGCAUGGUACAGGAAACUUUGCCCCAAACUCAGUGAUAAGGACUGGGCUCCGGGUCCACAGAAUUUAAGCAUUUCCAUGAAAAUUGCUCCAAAGCUCUUGAACCUCACAUGGGAACACUAUCCUUUGCACUACAUAAGAGACAAAGGCUGGGGAAUCUUGGUACCUUUUAAGGACGGCACAGAUGUAGAAACUAAGAUACCCAUAAAGCAGCUAUUGACCCAGUGUUCUUCAAGAGUUUCAGAAUAUUCCACUAAGGAACUAGAUUAUAUAAUGAUGACCCUCGACAAAGAUGUAGAAGACACUUUACACAAGCCAGAUUAUUCGUACAAGAAGAAGAAUAAGAAAAAGAAUGAACAAGACGUUGAUAUUAGCAAAGUCUACAAAGGUAGCGCAGUUUGGUGCGACGUAGUCAUAGAUGGCUGUUGCUAUUUUCUCAAGUUGCCACACAAGGACGGAGCAGACAACAAUGUGGGCAAUCCUAUGGCGAAAGAUUUUUUAAACAAGUUUUCCGAAAAUGUACUUGCUGGAUCGGAUAGCAGUGCGGCAGAGAUAUUGAGGAUAACUAAAAUGCUCUCCUACUGGAGGAAUAACAGAGACAGGAUAAUGUCACAAUUUGUAAUAUGGUUCGACAACUCUCAUUUACCAUAUACCGUCCAGGAUAUUGGAAAGUCGUUUCGCUAUGGGGCAAUUGUACCACUGGUAAUCGUAACAGGGACGUUAACAAGGCGAGCAGUUGAAUCCACUUGGAUGACUGCUUCCAAUGCUCACGAGGAACGUAUUGGCUCCGAGUUGAGAGCCAUGAUACAAGCACCUCCAGGAUACAAUAUCGUCGGAGCCGACGUAGACAGCCAGGAAUUGUGGAUCUCAUCCUUGUUAGGAGAUGCUUAUUAUAAAAAAAUUCACGGAGCUACACCCUUCGGUUGGAUGACCCUGAUAGGCACUAAGUCGAACGAAACAGACAUGCACAGUGUCACAGCCAAAGCUGUAGGGAUAUCAAGGCACCAGGCAAAGAUUAUCAAUUAUGCUAGGAUCUAUGGUGCAGGACAAAAGUUUGCAGAGAGACUUCUGAAGCAGUUUAACCCAUCUAUGACGUCCUCCGAGGCUGUAUCCAAGUCUAAAAGGAUGUUCACUAUGACUAAAGGCAAGAGGAUCUACAGACUGAAGAAAGAGUACCAUGACUUUGACAUAGAUGAUGUAGAUUAUUCCAGUUACAACGCGUUUCAGAUAGCCAAGAUAUUUGGUAAAACAUUGUCAGAGAUGUUUGAGAGAGGCAAAUGGGUAGGUGGUUCAGAGUCAGCCAUGUUCAAUAGGCUGGAGGAGAUCGCUGAGAGUCCUCAUCCUGUUACCCCUUUCUUGAACUCUAGGCUAACCAAAGCCUUGGAGAUGGACAUCAACAGCAGCGGUCUGCCCACGAAAGUGAAUUGGGUGGUUCAAAGCGGUGCAGUUGAUUUCCUCCACUUAAUGCUGGUCUCAAUGAAGUGGCUAAUGAAGGACAACAUAAGGUUCUGCUUGUCCUUUCACGACGAGGUCAGAUACCUCGUCCCAUCACAGUAUAAAUACAAUGCAGCUCUUGCCAUGCACGUUACCAAUCUUCUGACUAGAUGUUUCUGCGCUUCAAAAGUGGGCAUGAAGGAUCUUCCAAUGUCGGUGGCAUUUUUCACCUCGGUGGAGGUGGACACGGUUCUGCGCAAAGAGUCCAAAGACAAUUGCAAGACGCCCUCCAACUCUGGAGGUCUGGAAAAUGGAUACGAUAUUCCUCCAGGGGAGAGCUUAGACAUAUUUGACACCAUAAAGAAAUCUGAAGGCUCGUUCGGCCCCUGGCACGAUAAGAAUGAAGACGAGCAGAUCUCUGAUGACGAGGCGAUUAGGAUCAAAGGGGCACAAUAAGUGUCUUUGGUCGAAAUACUAAUUUCAGUUGUACUCGUUGAACUGAUAUCAAUCGCGUGCCAAAUGAUUUUUUGGUACCUUCAAAGUUACAGAUCAGGAUGUCGAAAGCAACCAAACGCAAACAUGUUGUUAAGGAGGUAGCCGUGUUGAGUGUUCC